UGUGCAUCGAUUUAAGUCAGAGACGCAGUUGCUGCUGUCACAGUUGCUCCUGGAUUCUAAAUUGUGCGGAUCUCUUCUUCACACGGCAAACAUGGAUGUGAAACUGAUCGUAAUAUUCGCUCUGAUGGCGGUCGUCAUGCAUGCACCGGUUUUAAAUGCCAAGCCCAUUAGCCUGGUAGAGAGAUGCUGGUGCCGUUCCACAGUCAACACAGUCCCACAGAGAAGCAUUCGCGAGCUCAAGUUCCUCCACACACCAAACUGCCCCUUCCAAGUCAUUGCCAAACUGAAGAACAACAAGGAGGUGUGCAUUAACCCAGACACCAAAUGGCUGCAACAGUACCUGAGGAGUGCCAUGAACAAAAUGAAAAAAGCCCAACAACAGCAGAGCUAAGAAGUCUGCCAGAUGACAAGAGAAUCUGACAGCCCACCGUCACAGAUAUGUACCAUAUAGUCCUCUGGCAUGCUUGCUGACCCAGCACUUAACCUGCCAAAUAUGCAUCCCCAGUAAAUGACUCUGCAAAAGACCACCAGACCAUCAUCGCCACCCAUGUAGUCUCCUCUGUUAGCGCCAAGUGCAAUUAUAUAUGUAUGACUGUAUUUUUUUACGUAUGAUGUAUAUACAAUGUUUUUUAUAUAUCGUCUUAAAACAGUAAAGUGAUAUUUUUGGAGUCGUGUUUGCUCCUUGUUUGUUGGGUUAUGUUGGGUUAGGCAGAACGGCAUUGAGAUAUUUUGGAGCAAACAUUCAAAACUCUGAAAUAUAUUUUAAUCUCAGAUGUAAAAGAAUAUGUGGCUUCACUUUAGCAGGACUGAAGUUCUGACAAUUCAUAUGCAUGCAAGUGCUUUGACAGAAAAAUAAGGGCAUUACUAUUUCGUUAUGUAUUUUACUAGUUCAUAACUUAGACAUCUGUAACGGCAUAAACUGCAUGUAAACGUUAUAUGGCAUAUAAAAAAAGAGUCACUUGUUUCUGUUCUUGGAAAGGCAGGGUUACUUUGCAAAACAAACAUGAACCCAAAUGGUUAUUUGAAUGACUUUAUGUAAUAGGAAGGCAUUUAACACCAAUAGAAAGUCUUUUGCAACGUUCUGUAGAUACCAAAACAUCUGUGCUUGCAAAGGUUAAUUGACCGAUCAGAGUGUGCGUAAAGAGCUUGGUGUCACAAUAUACUAAAUAUUGCUCCACCUUCAGCAGAAUUAUGUCAUGAAAAGAAACAUUAGAAACGUCAGUUAACAAAGUAGAGGUUAGUGAAUUUAAAGCAGUGUUCUGUAAGUACUAUUGAGCUAAUUCAUUUAUUCAAUUAUGAAAAACUGAAUUUAAAGCAUGAUAAUCUUAAAAAAAAAACAGCAGUGUAAGUGGAACAUUUGAGGCAGAACUAAUUGAUUUAAUGACUACCUAUAUAUAACAUUGCACUUUAUAACCCCUUGUGACAUUGACAUUGUCCAUUACGUAGUGAAUAGUUCUAGUGACUAAUGUUUUCUGUGUUUAGACAUAGUUAUGACUGUAUUGCCAAAUUUAUUAAACAUCUGUAUCUUCAGCAUCAUA
Cyprinus carpio (common carp) is the source of this 1538-nucleotide messenger RNA. Its product is annotated as C-X-C motif chemokine ligand 12a. Gene Ontology annotation, molecular function: chemokine activity; chemoattractant activity. NCBI's taxonomy places the organism in Eukaryota, Metazoa, Chordata, Actinopteri, Cypriniformes, Cyprinidae. Gene Ontology annotation, biological process: positive regulation of cell migration; chemokine-mediated signaling pathway; induction of positive chemotaxis. The record is from RefSeq and is a predicted model, not a curated record. Gene Ontology annotation, cellular component: extracellular region.